Molecule: messenger RNA, 1717 nt
Organism: Etheostoma cragini (Arkansas darter)
Lineage: Eukaryota; Metazoa; Chordata; Actinopteri; Perciformes; Percidae
Gene: msrab
Product: peptide methionine sulfoxide reductase MsrA 1
Exons: 8
Coding region: 533-1096 (187 amino acids)
Biological process (GO): cellular response to oxidative stress
Cellular component (GO): cytoplasm
Molecular function (GO): peptide-methionine (S)-S-oxide reductase activity
Source: RefSeq, a predicted model, not a curated record
CUCUCCCUCUCCGCUCCCCAGUCCCGGCCGUAAAACGCAACAGAGUGUCGCUAUGCCUACGAGGCAUCCCGGAAGACUGUUGUUUUCACAAACCGGUCUUUUUUUAUACAUCCAUGUCACAAACACAAACCGUGUGGCUCCUUCUAGUUUCUGUGUCGCUCGCUUCCUCUGACUCAAUGGCAGAUAAGACCCAGCUGCCAAGCAGAGACCGCGCUCUGAAAGGAAGAGAGGAGCAAAUGGUCGUGACAGACAAGCAUGCAGUCAAUGGGAAUCCGACUGUUGAGCCUUUUCCAGAAGGCAUGGAGACCAUCAUGUUUGGUUUAGGCUGUUUUUGGGGAGCUGAGAGACUUUUCUGGCGGCUUCCGGGUGUCUUCUCCACACAGGUGGGCUACGCCGGCGGUUUUACACCAAACCCCACUUACCACGAGGUCUGCUCAGGUGAAGUGGGUUGGCAGGACAUUUCUCUGUGAAAUCAGUCGGGGUUCAAGAGACCAAGAAAUGCAAAGGGAAAAGAUAAAGAUACAGAAUCGGAAUGGGUGUUGAAAGUACAGCGCUCUCAUCCGCUCGCCGCCUUCCCUUCAUCUGCAGUCAACUACUCAGAAUGCACAGCUCCAGAUGGGCUGCACCCCCCAUCCCCUCCUCCCCCCAUGACCUACUUGUGAGGAUUGGGCUCUGUACUGUGCUGUACUGCGGCGUUUUUGCCAACAGAGGUCUGACCGGUCACACCGAGGUGGUGAGGGUGGUCUUCUCCCCGAAGGACGUCAGCCUUGAGGAACUGUUAAAGCGCUUUUGGGAAAGCCAUGAUCCUACACAAGGUAUGAGGCAGCAGAAUGACAGGGGUACUCAGUAUCGUUCAGCCAUUUACACAUCCAACCCCACUCAACAGGAGCUUGCAUUGAGAAGCAAAGUGGCCUUCCAGCAGGAGCUGGAUAAAAAAAGCUACGGUCGCAUCACCACAGAGAUCCUGGAGGGGCAGCCGUUUUACUACGCAGAGGACUAUCACCAGCAGUACCUGAAGAAGGUUCCUAAUGGCUAUUGUGGCCUCAAAGGCACUGGAGUCUCUUGUCCCAUUGGAGCUGGAAAGGAUGAACUGUGAGGGAUUCGUGGUGAGAAAGAAAAGGAUGACAAUUUAUGACGGAUUUUUGUUUGUCAUGUAUUGUCCUUAAUCUUUCCUUUCAAAAGUAUUUUACUAGUAUUUUAGUAACGUAACUUAUUUGUCAGAUUUUCAAUAAAAGUUUUUUGUCUGCAAUUGUCUUAAACUUAGAUUGGAUGGGUAUUAUAUAUUUUUGUGUCAUGCCUCCACGAAAAUGCAGGAAAUCUGUUCUGAUUCUGUAUGGUCACAUUUUUUUCCCCAGUAGGCUAUGCGCUGUGUUGUCAAGACUCACCCUUCAAUAGAAAAUUGGCCAGGCGUCCAUGCUUACGCAAGGUGUUGUAAACCCAUUUGUUCAGGUCCUAUCCUUUACAUUAAGGUCAAACACCUAACCUCAGCCAAUUGAAAUGCUUUGAAGGGCGUGUCUUGGCGUGGCCAUAGUGGAAUUUGUAAUUUUGCAUACAGGUAAUACAGAAAUGAUUGAUUUGAAUGCAAGUUCAUUUACAAAUGCCUUGAAUAAGCUUUGUUGGAAUAGGCAUUAUUGGCCAAGUAUGUGUAAAAGGUUGCUCACAAUGUACACAGAAAUAGACAUACAGCUAAAACAUGAAUAUUUUACUACUAUGUAAA